Molecule: messenger RNA, 2809 nt
Organism: Alnus glutinosa
Lineage: Eukaryota; Viridiplantae; Streptophyta; Magnoliopsida; Fagales; Betulaceae
Product: 1,4-alpha-glucan-branching enzyme 1, chloroplastic/amyloplastic-like
Exons: 21
Coding region: 1-2418 (805 amino acids)
Biological process (GO): glycogen biosynthetic process; starch metabolic process
Cellular component (GO): cytoplasm
Molecular function (GO): hydrolase activity, hydrolyzing O-glycosyl compounds; cation binding; 1,4-alpha-glucan branching enzyme activity
Source: RefSeq, a predicted model, not a curated record
AUGGGUGAAGCCUUAGCUGCUCGUCUUGCUACAUCGUUGGCAUCUUCUCUUUAUCUCAAAUGGUUUAUCCUGGAAGGAGACUCACAAGUAGUUAUAUUGGCUCUUCAAAAGCCCAAUGUAUUGCAUGAUGUAGAUGGUCCAACUAUUGAAGUUGACAAGAAGCUCAAGGAUGAAGAGAAGCUUGUAGAACAAACUAGUGGAUACAAUGAGGUUGAUGAUGAGCAAGAAUCUGCUACAAGUGAUGAUGGUAGAGCUCAGAGUGAGGAUGCAUCUCCUCCUAUUGAUGGGACAAAGAAUAUCAAAAAGGAUGAAGCUAGACCAAGGACCAUUCCCCCACUUGGCACUGGGCAAAGGAUAUAUGAAAUAGAUCCACUUCUGAAUAGUCAUCGUGAACAUCUUGACUACCGUUAUCGACAAUACAAAAGACUACGUGAGGAAAUUGACAAGCAUGAAGGUGGUUUGGAGGUGUUUUCUCGUGGUUAUGAAAAAUUUGGUUUCACGCGCAGUGCCACAGGUAUAACUUAUCGAGAGUGGGCACCUGGAGCUAAGUCAGCAGCCUUGAUAGGGGAUUUUAACAAUUGGAAUCCUAAUGCUGAUAUUAUGACCCGGAAUGAGUUUGGUGUCUGGGAGAUCUUUUUGCCAAAUAAUGCAGAUGGUUCUCCGUCAAUCCCACAUGGUUCUAGAGUGAAGAUCCGCAUGGAUACUCCAUCUGGCAUUAAAGAUUCCAUUCCUGCUUGGAUCAAGUUCUCUGUACAGGCUCCAGGUGAAAUCCCAUACAAUGGCAUAUACUAUGAUCCGCCAGAAGAGGAAAAGUACGUAUUUAAGCAUCCUCAGCCAAAGAAACCGAAAUCACUUAGGAUAUAUGAGUCACAUGUCGGAAUGAGCAGUACGGAGCCAAAAAUCAAUACAUAUGCCAACUUUCGAGAUGAGGUGCUGCCACGCAUCAAAAGACUUGGUUAUAAUGCUGUUCAGAUCAUGGCUAUUCAAGAGCAUUCGUAUUAUGCUAGCUUUGGGUACCAUGUCACGAAUUUUUUUGCCCCUAGCAGUCGUUGUGGAACUCCUGACGAUCUUAAGUCCCUAAUAGAUAGAGCCCAUGAGCUAGGUCUGCUUGUUCUCAUGGAUAUCGUUCAUAGCCAUGUAUCGAAUAAUGUGUUAGAUGGGCUGAACAUGUUUGAUGGAACUGAUAGUCAUUACUUCCACUCUGGGUCACGUGGAUAUCAUUGGAUGUGGGAUUCUCGCCUAUUCAAUUAUGGAAACUGGGAAGUACUAAGGUUUCUUCUAUCAAAUGCAAGAUGGUGGCUGGAAGAAUACAAGUUUGAUGGGUUCAGAUUUGAUGGUGUGACAUCAAUGAUGUACACUCACCAUGGUCUGGAGGUAGCUUUUACUGGAAAUUAUAAUGAGUAUUUUGGAUUUGCAACGGAUGUGGAUGCUGUGAUUUACCUGAUGUUGGUCAAUGAUCUCAUUCAUGGACUUUAUCCUGAUGCUGUUAGCAUUGGUGAAGAUGUCAGUGGAAUGCCAACAUUCUGCAUUCCUGUCCAAGAUGGUGGUGUGGGCUUCGAUUACCGCCUUCACAUGGCGAUUGCUGAUAAAUGGAUCGAGAUUCUCAAAAAGAGGGAUGAGGACUGGAAAAUGGGUGAUAUCGUUCACACACUCACCAACAGAAGGUGGUUGGAGAAGUGUGUUGCUUAUGCUGAAAGUCAUGACCAAGCUCUUGUUGGUGACAAGACAAUUGCAUUCUGGUUGAUGGACAAGGAUAUGUAUGACUUUAUGGCUUUAGACAGGCCAUCAACUCCCCUUAUUGAUCGUGGAAUAGCAUUGCACAAAAUGAUCAGGCUAAUUACCAUGGGAUUGGGUGGAGAGGGAUAUUUGAAUUUCAUGGGAAAUGAAUUUGGACAUCCCGAGUGGAUUGAUUUUCCAAGGGUUGAACAACGCCUUCCUAAUGGCAAAGUACUUCUUGGGAACAAUUUGAGUUACGAUAAAUGCAGGCGUAGAUUUGAUCUUGGGGACGCAGAGUUUCUAAGGUAUCGCGGAAUGCAAGAAUUCGAUCAGGCAAUGCAACAUCUAGAAGAAACUCAUGGUUUCAUGACUUCUGAGCAUCAAUAUGUAUCACGGAAGGAUGAAGGAGAUAGAAUUAUCGUCUUUGAAAGGGGAAACCUUGUUUUUGUCUUCAAUUUUCAUUGGACCAACAGCUAUUCAGACUACCGAGUGGGCUGCUUGAAGCCAGGAAAAUAUAAGGUUGUUUUGGAUUCCGAUGAUCCAUUAUUCGGUGGCUUCAGUAGGAUUGAUCACCGUGCUGAGUACUUCAGCUCUGACGGGCGGCAUGAUAACCGGCCUCAUUCUUUUCUAAUAUACGCACCUUGUAGAACAGCAGUGGUCUAUGCUCUAGCAGAAAACAAGCCCGAGCCUGUCAAACGCUGAUUUAAACUGGAUCAAGCUUCUCCACGAUGUGAUGAUUUGUCUUUCUGCACUCCUGGAUUUGACCAAAAUAUAUUUUCUACUAAAUGCAGUUUUGGCCUUGUAAAUUUUCCAUUGCCACCCACCCAGAGAUGGGACGAUCGAGACAGGAGUAAAGGCAAGAACAUACGGACAAAAUUGCUUAUUCAUGCGGUGCGACCACCCCUGCACGAGCAUCUCUGGCAUCCUGUAUAUGUUUUUGGUGCAUUAUCUUGAUUAGCUAAAUUAUGGUGGGUUGCGUGGAUGCAGGCAAGACAUUUUUUAUGUAUAGCAAGCAACUAAUUGUAGUUGUCAAUGUCUGGUAUUAGGUACUUAUUACCCAUCUAAUAAAAUGCAAGAUAUUAGGCUGGAACAA